Messenger RNA from Pelobates cultripes (western spadefoot toad), 181 nucleotides. The record is from the annotation of a GenBank genome assembly. NCBI's taxonomy places the organism in Eukaryota, Metazoa, Chordata, Amphibia, Anura, Pelobatidae.
AUGCGGGAAGUCGAGGUGCGAAUGAGGGCACCACGAUUGGAAGUUCAUAUUGCUGGAGGGACUCUCUCACACUAUCGUCUGUCCUCAUCGAGCCGAUACCAUCCACUUUCCUUCCCAUCUACAAUGGCUGCGCAGUGCCAUACCUCUUUACUACCACCACCCAACACCGGAUUCCCUAUGG